CCGGGCAGGAGGCUGGGCGGCACCGGCUCCCCCUCUGGCCCCCACAAGAAGCCUCUCCACGGUGCACUGCGGAGACACCUCCUCCCGCGCGACUGUCCUGUGGCCGUGGCCCUGGACGGGGUCCAGGGAGAGCCGAGGUCAUCCCUGGAAGGACGAGAACCACCCCCGCGCACUUCUCGGCCCCGAGGUGUCUCUCCUUUGGGAGGACAGCAGAGCCCUGGCCACGCGAGGUGCAGCGGCCGCGCCUGUGUGCGUGUGAGUGUGAGUCCUCACUGCUCUCCCCGUCCUUCCUCCUCAGCCCAGCGGCAUGGCCGCGGCCACCCCGGUGACCAGCCUGGAAGAGGAGGUCAGCUGCCCCAUCUGCCAGGGCGCCCUCAGGGAGCCGGUCACCAUAGACUGCGGCCACAACUUCUGCCGCGGCUGCCUCACGCGGAGUGACAGGCGGAGCGGUGUGUCUGCAGGGGGAAUGAAGGACUCACGAAUGGAGUGGCGUGCCUUCCUGUUUGUGUUCACACUGUGUGCGCUGUUUGGGCGAGGUCUAACCUACUCUUCAGGUCCCUCCAUGCUGUCUCAAAGGGAACAGAUACAGACGUGUCUUGAGUGUCUAAGAAAAGAGACAGAGGAGAUUCAAGAAAUUCAGUCAAGAGAAAAUCAAAGGAUACACUUCCUCCUGACCCAGGUGGCCACCAGGAGACAAAGAGUGAUCUCUGAGUUCGCACGCCUGCGCCAGUUCCUGGAGGAGCAGCACGGGGCUCUCUUGGCCCAGCUGGAGGGGCUGGAGGGGGACAUCUUGAAGCAGCGGGAUGAGUUUGACAUGCUGGUCACUGGGGAGAUGAGCCGGUUCAGCGCCCUGAUCACGGAGCUGGAGGAAAAGAAGGAGCGGUCAGCCAGGGAGCUCCUGACGAAUAUCAGGAGCACGCUAAUAAGAUGUGAAGCCAGAAAGUGCCGGAAACCAGAGGCUGUGUCCCCUGAGCUGGGCCAGAGGAUCCGGGACCUCCCCCAGCAGGCCCUUCUGCUGCAGAGGGAGAUGAAGGUGUUUCUGGAAAAACUCUGCUGUGAGUUGGACUAUAAACCAGAGCUGAGACUUGGAGGUUGGCUGACUGGCCCAAGUCAGCGGGCAGCGGCCAGCACAGCUGUGGCCCCCACUGGGCACCACACUGCCGGACGCUGUUCCACCCUUGCUGCUUGACACAGUCGCUGCAGGGAAGAAACAUCUGCACAGCAUAUGUUUCAAGGGACCUGGCGUAUAUGGCAUACUGUUCUUAAUAUGUUUGCUCCCCCUUUUUAGCGCUAUGUGUUAUAACUAGAGCCACCUCCCCGAGAAAGGUUGUUUCCCCAGGUGGGAAUGUUUCCCUGGAGUUAGGGAUUAACGGGUCUAGG
Molecule: messenger RNA, 1380 nt
Organism: Myotis brandtii (Brandt's bat)
Lineage: Eukaryota; Metazoa; Chordata; Mammalia; Chiroptera; Vespertilionidae
Gene: TRIM10
Product: tripartite motif containing 10
Exons: 9
Coding region: 308-1189 (293 amino acids)
Source: RefSeq, a predicted model, not a curated record